Molecule: messenger RNA, 683 nt
Organism: Quercus robur (English oak)
Lineage: Eukaryota; Viridiplantae; Streptophyta; Magnoliopsida; Fagales; Fagaceae
Exons: 3
Coding region: 138-383 (81 amino acids)
Cellular component (GO): mitochondrion
Source: RefSeq, a predicted model, not a curated record
CCUUAGUGCUUUUGUACAAAACGCUGCCGUUUAUUUUCUUUCCUUUGGACUUUCCUUCCUCAGUUACUGGUCUGCUCUGCCUCUGCAAUCUUCAGCUUUCGUUAGACGCUCCUCUUUUUGUCCCAAGAGAAUCAGUUAUGGUUCUCCCCUUUGAUUUGCAGGAUUUUCUUCUCCGUGCUCGAGUGCUGAAUCUUUACAGGCAGGCACUGAGGACUGCUCAGAGAGCCCCUGUUCAUGCUAGAGCUGAAUUGAGACAGACGAUUAGACAAGAGAUGGAGAAAAACCGUAACUGCAAUGACAAGCAAAGGAUCCGUUUCUUGAUUAGUGAAGGAUUAGAGAGAUUGAAAGGUCUGGAUGAGAUGCUUGAUAUGCAAGGUCACUGAUAGUGAAGUAGUGAAGUUUUUGAUAAACUGCAUUUGGUAUUCCUUUGGAUUCAUUCAUCUUUCCAAGGAUUGUUAUUCAUAUCUUCCCCCGCUCAUUGCAACCUAUUUUAUUGUGUCUAAACAUUUUAAUGACCUUUUUUUUUUCCAUACUAGAGUCUACUCUUUGGAGGCAUUGGGUUCAUGUCCAAACUCCAAAUAAUCAUAAGAUUGAGGCACAUGGUUUGCAUAUUCCAUAUCCACUUAGCUAAAAGUGGGUGAGCAAGUACAAAUUUCUGUCAAUUUGAUAAUGUUAUUUGAAAA